Molecule: messenger RNA, 417 nt
Organism: Entrophospora sp. SA101
Lineage: Eukaryota; Fungi; Glomeromycota; Glomeromycetes; Entrophosporales; Entrophosporaceae
Source: the annotation of a GenBank genome assembly
AUGGUUUUAGCAGAUCUUGGUCGACGAAUUAAUGCUGCUAUAGCAAAAAUUAAUAAAGAACCUAUCAUUGAUGCUAAAAUUCUGUUCACUGAAAGAGGUAAUAAAAUUUAUGAACCACCACGUUAUAUGACAGUGAACCAAGCAAUUCAACAAUUAUUAGAAAUUGAAGAAAUUCGACAAGAGAAAGCUUAUACAGGUGGAACAAUAGGUAUAGGAAUUGCUUGUCUUGGUUCAAUCACUGAACAAAAAAUUAUAGGAGGUACAUUAAUUCAAUUGCUUGAGGAGGACUUUGGGCCUCCGUUACAUUCGCUUGUUAUAGUAGGGAGUAAACUACAUAUACUAGAGGCUGAUUAUAUGAGAUAUUUUGUUAAAGAUAAAAAAAAUUUUGAUGAAAUUGUAAAAAAUCAAACUAUUUAA